AUGUCUUCAUUGCGUCUUGAUACCGCAUUUAAUUCAUUGACAAUCACUUCAACAUCAUCAGUAACAACAACAGCAACAGCAACAAUUACUAAUCGACGUUUAUUAGAUGUUGAUCCUAAUCGUUUAUCUAUAGCUAAUACAGCAAAUAUGAAUAUUUCUGGUGUUGGUAUUCACCAACGUCGUACUUCAAUUGUUAAUCAUCAUCAUCAACGUCGAAAUUCUCAAUUACGUAAAGCAAGUUUUACUACUUCAACAAUGGUAUGUGUGACAAAAUAUAAUUAG
Molecule: messenger RNA, 282 nt
Organism: Adineta steineri
Lineage: Eukaryota; Metazoa; Rotifera; Eurotatoria; Adinetida; Adinetidae
Source: the annotation of a GenBank genome assembly